AUGCAAUACUUCAACAGGCUCACCUUCUCCUACGUCCUCGACUGUGCUGUGCUUUGUGCUUUCGCGGUCAUCGGUGGGAUCUUCUCCAUCGUCUCGCCUAAGAGACGAGCCUUCUCUCUUACCGACCCCUCCAUCUCAUUCCCAUACGGGCCGGACACCGUCUCCGUUUCGACGGUUUUCCUCGCUACAGUUGUUGCGCCAGCAGCCAUCGUUACAGUCGUCUGUCUUGCCGUCGUUCCACACCCUUCUGGCAAUGGAACACCAACAUCUCCGUCGCUUAAAUGGCGCCGAAAACUGUGGGAACUAUUCACCAGCUUGCUCGGCCUUGCAUUUGCGGCGAUUCUCGGGUUCUUCCUGACGCAGAGCAUGAAGAACCUCUUUGGGAAGCCGCGCCCCGACUUUCUCGAUAGAUGCAACCCGAACAUAACGCUCAUGCAGCAGUACGAUGUCGGUGGCUUCAGCAGCGAGUUUCUGGAGGGUACAUCUGUCCAUGUCACCUGGGAGAUAUGCCAAAGCAAGAAUGGAAGCGGGGUUGGUCUGUCUGAGUUCGAUGAUGGAUUCAGGAGUUUUCCAAGCGGCCACUGCACGAGUAAGCAUGCUCACAACUGCGUGGAGGAAACAAACUGUUGA
Messenger RNA from Lasiodiplodia theobromae, 630 nucleotides. Its product is annotated as Phosphatidic acid phosphatase type 2/haloperoxidase. The record is from RefSeq and is a predicted model, not a curated record. Bases 1 to 630 code for a protein of 209 amino acids. Gene Ontology annotation, molecular function: phosphatidate phosphatase activity. NCBI's taxonomy places the organism in Eukaryota, Fungi, Ascomycota, Dothideomycetes, Botryosphaeriales, Botryosphaeriaceae. The transcript is spliced from 2 exons. Gene Ontology annotation, biological process: phospholipid metabolic process.